GCUUUGAAACUGUAUCAACAAUCAACAGUAAAUCCUGGCGAUAACAAGUUUAUUUUGCCGCGUCAACGAAAUGGACAUUUAAACAUUUGUCGUCCUGAUACUUUUGUGAAGCGAAAAUGUUGCCAGGAAGACCUCCGGUGACAGAGAAUCCUUUGGGACUCUCUUGGCAUGACAGCGCUUGGAUUCCUGUAUUAAAUCCAAACAACAUAAUGGAUUACUUCUCUGAAAGAAGUAAUCCUUUCUAUGAUAGGACAUGCAAUAAUGAAAUUGUUAAGAUGCAACGUUUGAGCCCUGAUCAAUUGCAGAAUAUGACUGGACUGGAAUAUAUCUUAUUACAUGUACAGGAACCUAUUUUAUAUGUAAUUAGAAAGCAACAUCGUCAUUCUCCUAUUCUAGCAGCACCACUUGCGGAUUAUUAUAUCAUUGCAGGUACCAUAUACCAAGCACCUGAUUUAGCAUCUGUUGUCAGCUCCAGAUUGUUGUCUACAGUGCAUCACUUACAAUCUGCUUUUGAAGAAGCCAGCUCCUGUUCCCGUUAUCAUCCUAGUAAGGGAUACUAUUGGGAUUUCAAAAAUGGGAAAGCCUUGGCUGCUAAAAAGGAAACACCUGUUCGCGAGGAACCUAGCUCUUUAUUCCAACGUCAAAGGGUAGAUAUGCUACUCGCGGAACUUACGCGGAAGUUUCCAUUGUCUGUUCCAAAGCCAGUGCAUCAAGCUACAGAAUCACCUAUCGAAAUUAAACAAGAAGUAAAAGUUGAGAAGAAAGAUAUGAAACCACCGCCAGAAAAGAAGCCAAAAGUUAAUUAACGAAAAUUGUAAUAUAUAAGGAUUUAGGUUUAUGUAAUUUGUAUAAUGUCUAUUAUCAUGGGACAUUUACUUCACGAGACAGGCAUUUAACAUUUUAAUUGUAUUUUUUUCUGGAAUAUAAAAACUGUGAUGAAUUGGUAUGCGAUGUAUUAGUAUUAGAUUUAAUGUAAAAUUAAAGACAAGUUGAAUAUUUUUUAUUUCA
Messenger RNA from Hylaeus volcanicus, 1008 nucleotides. RefSeq names its product mediator of RNA polymerase II transcription subunit 6 (gene MED6). Gene Ontology annotation, biological process: regulation of transcription by RNA polymerase II. The record is from RefSeq and is a predicted model, not a curated record. Gene Ontology annotation, molecular function: transcription coactivator activity. NCBI's taxonomy places the organism in Eukaryota, Metazoa, Arthropoda, Insecta, Hymenoptera, Colletidae. Gene Ontology annotation, cellular component: mediator complex; core mediator complex. Bases 117 to 806 code for a protein of 229 amino acids. The transcript has 5 exons.